Messenger RNA from Micropterus dolomieu (smallmouth bass), 936 nucleotides. RefSeq names its product odontogenic, ameloblast associated (gene odam). The record is from RefSeq and is a predicted model, not a curated record. NCBI's taxonomy places the organism in Eukaryota, Metazoa, Chordata, Actinopteri, Centrarchiformes, Centrarchidae. Bases 98 to 865 code for a protein of 255 amino acids. The transcript is spliced from 10 exons.
UGUCCCACUGACCACACAUUGUCUGGAUGGGUUGGCACGGGACUAUAACAGCUCACAUGGGUAGAACUUAAAAGGGAUAUGGACAGGGCGAGAAGGCAUGCUCACAGAAAAGGGAAAGCAGAACCAUAGAAACGACAUCAUGAAGCUCCAGACUACCCUUCUGUUGAUCUGUCUGUUCAGGACAAGCUUUGCUCUUCCAUUGCAGAUUGGAAUUCUUGCAAGCAACAGCAAUGAGAUUCUAAGACUGAAUGGACUGACUCUCGCAACUCUUGGACAAGCACAGGGGUCUUCAAUAUUACCCCAGUAUGUGCUGCAGCAGCAGCAGCCUGAGGUGCUGCUCACUCCACAGGUGGUGAACUUGAACCCACAAUUGGCUGGUCCUUUCAGUCCCCAGGGACCACAGCUGUUUCUCCCCAACCAGGGCAACCAGCUUACCCCUAUGCUCAUCCCCAAUGGCCAGCAAGAGCAGCUUGGGCCUCCACAGGACCCCAACGCUCCUAAUGUCCCUCAGCAGGCCCAAAACCCUGUUCAGAUGUUUCCGCAUUUCCAGUACCCGUCUUUUGGAUUUCCUCAGUUUCCCAGACAGCAGGGCUUCCCUUACUAUAUGCCUCCUUACGGCUACCCCCAACAGAGGAACACAGUGGUGCUGCAGCCCAACAACGGUCAGCAAACCCUGGAGAGAACCACCCAGAGACCCCAGCUCCCUUUGCAGCAGGCUUCCCAGCCUAAGGUGCAAACAGAGAAAACAUGGCCACUGGGGACACAGAAAGAGUCUACGACAAUUCCUCCUGAUCCUCGCGGUGACACAUCUGGCCCAGGAAUUGAUGAGGGUCAGUCCAACUUCCCUUUCCUGUUUGAGCCAUAGAUUUCACCAGGGAAAUAACAACAAGGUCAUGUGGCAAAAAACAAGAUUCACUCAUUCAUACUGGACUGUAC